Molecule: messenger RNA, 1114 nt
Organism: Pieris brassicae (large cabbage white)
Lineage: Eukaryota; Metazoa; Arthropoda; Insecta; Lepidoptera; Pieridae
Exons: 4
Coding region: 319-1041 (240 amino acids)
Biological process (GO): spermatogenesis
Source: RefSeq, a predicted model, not a curated record
AAAAACACCUGGACAAAACUUUAGUGAAAUGUUGUUUUCCUGGCUGCAAAUAACAUUAAAUCAUUGGGGUGCGAAAUUCAAACGUUAAAAAAAGAAAAUUACAUAUUCGUAUGUUGUCAUUGUCAAACUGUUUUUUUAAAGUGUUUCUAUGAAUUAUUAUUUCGUAGUGAUCGAGAAUUUUACAAAAUAUUAUAAUUUUUAACAUAUUUUGAAAAUAUAAUGUGGUAACUAUUGUUUGUGAUCGGGGUAUAGUUUAUCUAAAAGUUUGUAAUCAUUAUAAAGUCUAACUUUGACCACAUAGACGCACGCUUGGCACUAAUGUCGCAGGUUGAAUGCAAAGUAGAAAAAAUAAGUGAAUACAUAGACACUCAAUAUUCUGGAGGUGACACUAACAAAAUGAAAUUAAAACAGCUUUACCAGGAAGAAAAUAACAACGAUAUCGAUGAAAUUACUAAAAAUUUUGACAUGGGAUGCAUAGUUGAUACCGUAAAACGACCGCCAAAUAUUUGCGUCGAGACAUGUGUAUACAAUUCGGAAUCUGAGAAUGAAAAAUCGGAAGCAAAUGAUGAAAAUGAUGAUCAUUAUUCAGAUGAGUUUGAAGAGGAUAGUGAGGUUGAGGAGAUAAAGGUUGUUACAAAGUCUGUCAGCGAUAGUUCAUGUAAAACACAAUUGGAUAACAAUGAAACAAAUAAAUCGGUUAAGAUGUCGAAGAGUCAUACAUCUUUUUCAAGCAAACCUCAGUCUAUAUCUGGCAGAUCUUCUGACUAUGGCUCAAUCUCAGUACCCCAAACCCGUCGAAUUAAUAUGUCCUUCACAAAUGAAAGAUUACGAGAGAUUGAAAGGCACAAUCACAUUCUCUUGAACAAGAUUCUUGGUGCUCGUAAUAACAAAAAGUGUGCGGCGAAAGAUCCUGCUAAAAAACCUGUACCAUCCGCUGCUGUCCAUAGAAAACUCAAACAGAGACAAAUUGACCAUGAUAAUAUGAUUCUAUUAAAAAAAAUACAACGAGCCAAAUCUUCGGCUUACAGCGUUCGACGUUGAUAUAUCAGCGCGCUUCUGCGCGCAGGCACUUGAUACCUCUUCAUUGUUGAAUAUAUUUUUACUACUAAUUUUA